Paramuricea clavata is the source of this 9138-nucleotide messenger RNA. The record is from the annotation of a GenBank genome assembly. Lineage: Eukaryota; Metazoa; Cnidaria; Anthozoa; Malacalcyonacea; Plexauridae.
GCUGAGCUUGGAACAAUGUGCGACACUGCCCGUAGUUGCUCCAUCGUCGAGGAUAAUGGCCUUGGUGUUGCUUUUACCGUCGCUCAUGAAUUGGGACAUGUGUAAGUGGAGGGUUUUUUCUUCUAAUAAUAAAAUGUUAAACACUAUUCAACCCCAUAGUAAAGUAAACUUGUCAGGGAAGACUUGUUGAGGAAAACCUGCUAGUUUAAAAAAAGCGAUUCUUUUUGUAUUAUUAGGUUUAAUAUUGGUCAUGAUGCACUCGCCAAGAAUUGUUUAGGAGAAAAGAAUGGCCUCCAUGUGAUGGCACCAGCUGUCAAUCUCCAAGCGAUGCCAUGGAGUUGGUCUUCCUGCAGCAGACAAGAAAUCACUGAAUUCUUGGAGUAAGUAGUCUACUUUAGGUUUAGCGUUACCUCCAGGGAAAACAGCUUAGAACUGGUAGAGCGACCCAGUAUAAAUAAAGAUAGUUUAGAUUAGGUUUCCUCCUGUAGUAACACUGGAUUUAUAAGAGAUGAUCCUUACUGGACCUCUAGGAAGAACAGUUUAGAACUGAUAGAGCUAUCCAGUAUAAAUAAAGAUAGUUUAGAUUAGGUUUCCUCCUGUAGUAACACUGGAUCAAUAAGAGAUGAUCCUUACUGGACCUCUAGGGAGAACAGUUUAGAACUGAUCGAGCUAUCCAGUAUAAAUAAAGUUAGUUUAGUUUAGGUUUCCUCCUGUAGUAACACUGGAUCAAUAAGAGAUUUUCCUUACUGGAGCUCUAGGAAGAAUAGUUUACUGAUGGAGCAAUUCAGUAUACAUAUGUACUGUAAUUUGUGAUAUAUUUUCUUGCUUUCAGACUUGGCCAUGACAGAUGUUUAAUGGAUAAGCCUCAGUAUCAGUUUAAAAAAUCAGAUAAAUUACCAGGCGAGGUGUACAGUCCCACAAAGCAAUGCAAGAUCACGUAUGGCAAGGAUUCUUCAUUGUGUCGAUUCAAGGUAAGACGGAACCCUUUCCAUUCCAAAUUUUCAUUCAAAUCAUUGUUUACCGGGGCUCCAAGGAGUAUAAUGUUAGUUCAGUUUAUAAUCUAAUUUAUAAGCUUUCUUAGUUUAGUCCAGUUCAUUUUAAUUGUGUUUUAUUAUGUUUCUUCCAGACCACGUCUUGUAGACGUCUAUGGUGUGCUGUACAAUUCUCUAACGGCCGGGAAGGAUGUCGAACCCACGGCAUGCCCUGGGCUGAAGGCAGUACCUGUGGGAAGGACAAGGUUAGUAAAGACAAAAUCAUUUUUCAUGAAGUCCUAGAAGCCACGAAACAUGUCGUUUAAUUCAGUUUGUUUACGAUUUCUGCAAGCAUUCAGGCCUGCAAAUAAUUAUUUUAGUUGGAAGGACAAAUGUCUGGUCAAGCCAAAAAUUGGUCAGACAUUUAUCCAAUUAUCCAUUUUUCUCGGUACAACGUACAAAGUAAAAUUUUUCAUUUUUUUUUAAUUAGCACAAUGUAUGUAUUUUUGUGCCUGGUCAUGUUAGUCGGCAGUGAAAUGCAUCUAAAACUGAGUACAUAUCUACCAGUCCUAAUGCAUCAGUAAAUUAUGGUGCAAGUUAUACAUAACUUUAAUUUCUACCAUGUAUGCGAAGGUGAUGUAGAUUUAUAAUUAAAUCUUACGGUUUAAUGCAGCAAUAACUGUGGAGAAGUGCUGUCUAUGUACAGUAUAUUGCUUUCUUGUUGGUUUCAUUAAUAAAAAAUGUGUUAUGAAAGUAAGAAAAUUAGUAUUAAACUUAUACUGCCAUUUGACCACUGGCUGCUACCAUUGUCUGCUGUAUGAUAGCAGAGUGGUUUCGCGUGCAAUUUGGAAAUACAUGCAUAUACGGCUGAGUGGUUCAAAUACUAUCAAAGUUGAACUAGUCAAUUCAGUGCAAUUUAAGGUCUUGAAAAACUCGCGAGUGCAUGUUUCAAUUCAUCUGGUUAUAGCACCCAAUACCCAACGGGUAGACUACUGUAAGGUAAAAAUGUAGGGAUAUUAGGAGUGGAUUACUUUUCAAUUUUUAGUGGUGCGUACGUGGUUCUUGUGUGGCUAAACAAGUCAAAGUUAAAGUUGACGGAGUGUGGUCACCAUGGUCGGAAUUUGGAGCUUGUUCCCGGACGUGUGGGGGUGGUGUGACUUUCUCAUCAAGAUGGUGUAGUAACCCAAGGUAAGUCUACUUAUUAUCACAUUUUGUAAAAUAUAGUGAGAUGUCACAAACAAAUUUUUAUUUUUAAUGAUUCUUAUAGUCCUUCAAAUGGAGGCAAGUUUUGUCUUGGCGCGAAAAAGAGAUUCAAAUCUUGUCAUACUCAGGUAAUUCUUACACUGAAACACUAAUGGACCCUUACUGGACCUCUAGGAGAACACUUUAGUACAGGCAAAAUUGUCCAGUAUAAAUAAAGUUAGUUUAGUUUAGGUUUCCUCUUGUAGUAAUACUGGAUCAAUAAGAGAUUUUGUUUGUGGAAACACCACAUAAAUUUAUUACUGCAAAGCUUCAAAUUAUUAGCACUGAUGAAAAUCUGGGCUUACGAAUCGAAAGCUUUGCAGUAAUAAAUUUACUCGUGGUGUUUCCACAAACAAAACUAUUAUAAUUUAUAAAGUUAGUUUAGUUUAGUUUAGGUUUCCUUCUGUAGUAACACUGAAUCAAUAAGAGAUGACUCUUACUGGAUCUCUAGGGAGAACAGUUUAGAACUGAUAGAGCUAUCCAGUAUAAAUAAACUUUAGUUUAGGUUUCCUCCUGUAGUAAAACUGAAUCAUUAGAGACCUUAAGAUUGACGUUUACGGCAAACGUCAAGCCACUAGCGAAGUUUUUGACUUUACAACUCUAUUAUUAUAGCUUUUACACCAGUUUUGAAAUAUGUUAAACUUAUUAAACUUGUGCUCUUUAGCAAUGAUUUAAGAAAGCAAAUUAACCACAAAUCAUGCCAUUCACCAAAGCAUUAAAUUAAGAUUUGGCGUUUGAAGUUGACGUUUGGCGUAUAAAUUUCAUGCCUUAACGACUACAAGCCCUCGUAGCAGUUCAAGCAUGAAAUUUAUACGCCAAACGCCAACUUCAAACGCCAAAUCUUAAUUUACUGCUUUGGUGAAUGGCAUGACUAGUGGUUAAUUUGCUUUCUUAAAUCAUUGCUAAAGAGCACAAGUUUAAUAAGUUUAACAUAUUUCAAAACUGGUGUAGAAGCUAUAAUAAUAGAGUUGUAAAAUCAAAAACUUCGCUAGCGGUUUGACGUUUGCCGUAAACGUCAAUCUUAAGGUCUCUAAUAAGAGAUGACUUGCAUGUUUAAACUCCAUUCUAAAUGGCGGAUUUUCUCUUGGACAGGAAUGUCCGAAGGGCAGUGCUAGUUUCAGAGCGGUGCAAUGUGCUGCAUAUAACAACAGGAAAGGUCCUAAAGGAAGCAAAUGGGUACCAAGAUACCUGAAGGGUAUGAUUAUAUGAAUUAAAAAUAAACAUACAGUAGAUGUGUUUCACUCUUGUGCAGCUGAUUGUGCUCAACCUCAGAGUGAGAAAGGCAAGCCUACUUUGGAGGUCUCAAGGCCUACUUUGAGGGCCAAGGUCGCCUAAGUUCGCCUAAUUUCGCGAAUGUGCACCCAAAUUUUUUAACUUUGCCUAACAGUCUAUUUCGCCUACUAUCGCCUAAUUUCGCCCAGUGACGCAUACUACUUUUCUUUGAAAGUUGCCAAUGUCGCACAAUGUUGCACAUAAUAACGACGACCGGAUAAUACGCACUGUAGUAGUCUUGGAUUUUUGGGGAGGGAGAAAAACCUCGAAGCACACGAGAGAACCAACCACUGCAUAAGUUUGCUCUCACCCUAAAUAAUAACCAACCCUCGACCUACAGUAGCACCUAAUCCAUAUCUUAUUUGUGAUCAUAAUUUAUGGUAAAUAUAUUUAUUCAUCCUAGGCAGACAUCGAUGCCAACUUCUUUGUGAGCGUGUUGGUGGUGGGGGAUUUAUCACGGCGAAAGUGAUUGAUGGCACAAAAUGCGGGAAGAAUACUUUUGAUAUCUGUGUGAAUGGAAUUUGCAGGGUAAGGAGUUAUGUCCUUUUUGAAAAAUGUAUGGUUGUGACAAGCCUGCAUGCAGCAAGCUUGGUUGUCAAUAGGAUGUGUUCGCAUUGGUUGUUCCCAGCUUAUAUAGAUUGGCCAUAGUUUGUCUUUUCCUCCACUAAAUUUUUUGAUUGAUUGUUUAUAUCUUUCUUCAGCUUGCAGGUUGUGACAAUGCUCUGAACUCGAGAAGCAAGCUGGAUGUUUGCGGUGUUUGUGGUGGACGGAAUGACACUUGUAAACGCACGCAUAAAUCCUGGCACCAACACGUUGAAUGGGGUAUGAAAUAAUGUAUACACUUUUACAGCUGUGCUGAGUGGUUAUAUUACUACCUUAAAAAACAAGCCAGAAACUCGACGUUUCGAGCGAAGGCCCUUCGUCAAGAGUUAGUAGGGCCUUCGCUCGAAACGUCGAGUUUCUUCGUCAAGAGUUAGUAGGGCCUUCGCUCGAAACGUCGAGUUUCUUCUUAUUUUUUAAGGUAGUAAUAUAACCACUCAGUACAGCAUUUUCACAUUGGUACUACCAACACUGGUACAGACAGUUUUAGUAUAUAUACACUUUUACAGGGCAAUUUAGCUGCUGUGAACAGCAUCUGGUUCUCAAUCCGUUGAUGUAAGGACGUUGUUGACUUGGAUAUUUUCUGAAAUUCAAUAUUUAGGGUACAAUGACGUCACAACAUUUCUUCCUGGAUUUUCUUCAAUCAGAAUUGAACAGACGUCACCAGAAUCCGAGGCAGAGAGGACAGUCCAGGCCAAACGCCAUAGACGACAUCGAGUUGGCGAUAAUAAUUAUCUAGGUGAGGAGAGUUUUAAUAUGAUAUGGUUUGUGGUAUGGUAUUGGUGUUAUAUAUGGUGUGAUAUGGUAUGAUAUUAUAUAUUGAGGUGUUGUAUGGUACGUUACGGUACGGUACGGUAUGGUAUGGUAUGGUAUGGUAUGGUAUGGUAUGGUAUGGUAUGGUAUGGUAGUAUAGUAUGGUAUAGUAUGGUAUGGUAUGGGUAGUAUAGUAUGGUAUAGUAUGGUAUAGUAUGGUAUGGUAUGGUAUUGUAUGGUACAGAGUGGUGCGAAAAGUGUGGAGUGGUAUGCUGUGGUAUCAUACUAUUUGUUGUAGAGUGGUGUAGUCUAGUUUGCUAUGCUAUGCUAUGCAAUGCAAUGCUAUGCUAUGCUAUGAUGUGGUAGGUAUAGUAAGGUACGGUGUGGUAUGAUGUGGUGUUGUAUUGGCAUUGCAUUGCAUUGCAUUGUAUUGUAUGGUUUUGGUAUGAGCAUGACACCCUAUCAAAGUAUUGUUCAUUGAAGCAAACACCAAAUCUUUCAAUUCUCUUUAUUGCAGUUCUACGCAACGAACGUUAUGGCAACAUUCUUAACACAGAUUUCUACAUCAGUGCUCAUUCCACCAACAUAUUUCAUAUAGCAGGUCUGAGGAUCACUUACUCUGGGUCAAGAAGUUAUCCUGAAUAUAUCGAAAUUGAAGGAAAAUUAACACAAAAAAUACGUUUACAGGUACGUAAACUUCUACCGAGAGACAUAUUUUCAAGUGAGAAGUAUUUAAAGCGCGACUAACCCCAAAUAUAAUUUUUGGUAUGUGUAAUAUUUGGGUCAUUCCAAGAAGAAAUGUAAGGUAUCUUUAUAAUAAAAAACCUCAUCUUGAUCAACUUUUUCACUGUCAAAGUUCCAGAUAUGAUGUCAUUAGGUGAACUUUUGGUACAAAAAAACAAAGGAAAACUAAUUUGCAAUUCACCUAAUGACAUCAUAUCCGCAAACUUUGACAGUGAAAAAGUUGAUAAAGAUGGGAUUUUUUAUUAUAAAGAUAUAUUACAUUUCUUCUUCGAUUGUCCCAAAUAUUACACAAACCAAAAAUCAUAUUAGUGGUUAGUCGCACUUUAAGAUUUGAGUGUUUACGUUAAAGGUUUUAUCCGUGGAAAAAAUUGAGGAUCCGAAAAUAACUUAUUCAUAUCUUCAACAUGUUGUGAGACCUGAUACAUUUGUGUGGGAUAACAGGGGAUCUUGGUCAAGAUGCAGCGAAGAAUGUCAAGGUAAUUUAAGUGUAUGUUCUGAUUUAAUUUUAGACUACGUUUACACGGAUAGUUUUCCAUAGCGGCGCGAAAAAGCACCUAUCCGAUACAGAAUGUACAACUUUCAGAAGCUGAGCGAAACAACAUCUCUCUCAAAAUAACGUUCCUAAAAGGUACGGAUAGGCGUUCUACACGUCGCUACGGAAGUGUAAACAUAGCCUUAGUUCAGCGGGAAAAAUGUAGGGCAGCUUUGUUUUUAAUAACUUUUGUUUGUCUUCUACCACACCAUCUUACAAUCCUAUAGAGUCGUCUAAAGUUUCGUCGCCGAAAUGACGGAUACAUUCUCUCAUUAACUGGGCAUGAAUUCCACCAAACAAAAUUUAGUGUUUGCCUUACUUUGUCUCCUUAUUUUUUGUUAGGAUGGCGCAAAAGAAAGCUUGUUUGCAAACGCGAGAGAGACGGUCUUGUGGUGUCCGUUGAAAAAUGUGACCAAAAUAACAAAUCUGAAACGAUUAGAGAGAAUUGUAACACGCUAUGUCUUUUCAAGUAAGUUGGUUUUCUCUUCCAUUGAAUUUUGCGAUGCAAGUAAGGCAUAUUGUUCUUACAAUCUUCCUCUAUUCUUGAUCGUCCAAUGUGCAAUUGUCUGAUCUAAAGGAGUACUUCCAUUGGCGCAGCCAGCGUCUAAACUUUGGGGGAGGGGCAAAAUUUUUAUGGCAUUUCGAAUGCGACGGCCAAAGGCGCGAGGAAUGUAGCGAAGGAAUGUAGGAAUAAAGUUAGUUUAGUUUAGGUCUCCUCCUGUAGUAACACUGGAUCAAUAAGAGAUGAUCCUUACUGAACCUCUAGGGAGAACAGUUUAGAACUGAUAGAGCUAUCCAGUAUAAAUAAAGUUAGUUUAGUUUAGGUUUCCUCCUGUAGUAACACUGGAUCAAUAAGAGAUGAUCCUUACUGGACCUCUAGGUAGAACAGUUUAGAACUGAUAGAGCUAUCCAGUAUAAACAAAGUUAGUUUAGUUUAGGUUUUCUCCUGUAGUAACACCGGAUCAAUAAGAGAUGACCUUAUUGAAUUAACAAUUUUCAUAAUUCCAUGCAACUAUUGUUUCUCCAGGUGGAUGAAAACCAGCAAAGGUGCAUGUCAACCUGGCUGUGGUCCUGGGACUCAGAAAAUCUACAACCGCUGCGUGAAACACUAUAUUACGUCUGGCGCGAAUCUUGUCCAGCCCAACAAGGAUUGCAAACUGGUUACCAAGCCUCCAUCUGAACAAUCGUGUGAAGGCACGUGCGAUAAUGUUCUCUGGGUGUACUCCCGAUGGAGUGAGGUGAGCUUCUAAAUAGAUAGGACUGUUUACAUCAUCCCAAUUUGCCGAGAUGGGAUGGAAGGCAGGAUGAUUUUGAUGUAUUCAAAUAAUUCACUAGGGUUAAACGAAAGUUAAAACGCCGUUUAAAAAAAUAACUCAAAUGUUGUCGAGAAGAUCUCGCAGUUCAAGAAGAUUAUUAUUGCUGUUUGAACAACCUUUUGUUUACAAUGGAUGAUUCUAGCGAAAGACGAAAUUUUGAUCUAGGCAAGAAGAACGAAAUCCAUUACCAUAGCUGGACACAGUAUCUUAAAAUGAGUAAAAGUGCAAAGUUUGGUUGCGAAAUGUUAUAAAAUGAGGAAAAUAUAGCCCUGUGAAGUUCGCAAAUUUUGUAUAUAUUUGUAUUACGCGCGGUAAAAAUAACUACUUUCGGCUCAAAAAUGGUUAUUUUUCCCGCGCGUAAUGCAAAUAUAUACAAAAUUUGCGAACUUCACAGGGCUAUAUUUUCUUUAUUUUACAACAUUUAGCAACCAAUCUUUGCAGGUUUACUCAUUCUAAGAUGUUCUUUCUAGCUGUGGUGUUGGAUUUCGUUCUUCUUGCGUUGAUCAAAAUUUAGUCUAGUUGGAAUCACCAAUUAUACUAGAAAAAUAGUGCAGUUUUACCGAAUCGUGUGCAUUGUUACCCUCAACCUCAUACCAUUGUCUCGCCUGCACUCAAGAAAAUGGGAGAAAGGCUCGCUAAGUUAUUUCUUCUAUAUUCCAGUGUUCAAAGUCAUGUAAUGGUGGCGUCCAGAGACGCCGUGUCACGUGUGUAGAGAAGAACCCGGAUGUCCGCAAAGAACUUCCGGCGUCCACGUGUUUAAGGAUCCAGAAAAGACCUGCAGUCAGGGCCUGCAAUACACUCCGCUGUCCAACGUGGAGGACUGGAAGAUGGAGCAGGGUAUGUAGUGAAAACGAAAUUAAUGCUCAAUUUUUUGGCAAAGUGAUGGAAGCUAACUAGCUUUAUUUAUACUGGAUAGCUCUAUCUUUUUUAAACUGUUCUACUAAACUAACUUUAUUUAUACUGGAUAGCUCUAUCAGUUCUGUACUGUUCUCCCUAGAGGUCCAGCAAAGGAUCAUCUCUUAUUGAUCCAGUGUUACUACAGGAGGAAACCUAAACUAAACUAACUUUAUUUAUACUGGAUACCUCUAUCAGUUCUAAAACUAUUCUUCCUAGAGGUCAAGUAAGGAUCAUCUCUUAUUGAUCCAGUGUUACUACAGGAGGAAACCUAAACUAAACUAACUUUAUUUAUACUGGAUAGCUCUAUCAGUUCUAAACUAUUAUUCCUAGAGGUCCAGUAAGGAUCAUCCCUUAUUGAUCGAGUGUUACUACAGGAGGAAACCUUUACUAAACUAACUUUAUUUAUACUGGAUAGCUCUAUCAGUUCUAAACUGUUUUCCCUAGAGGUCCAGUAAGAACAAUUUUUUAUUGAUCCAGUGUUACUACAUGUUGAUUGAGUGAACCUGGAAUUGUUCUGAUGUGAAAUUAUAAUCAUACUACUGCAUAUAGUUUACUGGCAUGCAAGUGACUUUCCCUGGUGGUAAUUGAUAAAUGAUCAUAUAAUGUACAUGAACUAACCACUGUUGUACUAUCGCCAUUACAGUGUUCACAGGCAUGUGGUGAAGGAUUUCAGAGGAGGAAGGUGGCGUGUCUUUGGAAAGGAAAUGAAGUGACCGCAGACGGGGCUUGUGGUGUAAGAACGAAACCAAGGGAAAGACAAAAUUGUCGAAUUAAGGCUUGUCCACAUUGGGAGUAUGAAGACUGGUCGGAU